Molecule: messenger RNA, 1490 nt
Organism: Pongo pygmaeus (Bornean orangutan)
Lineage: Eukaryota; Metazoa; Chordata; Mammalia; Primates; Hominidae
Product: polycystin-1-like protein 2
Exons: 7
Coding region: 119-1039 (306 amino acids)
Biological process (GO): calcium ion transport
Cellular component (GO): plasma membrane
Molecular function (GO): monoatomic cation channel activity
Source: RefSeq, a predicted model, not a curated record
AUCCAGAUGAUAGCAAUGCCUGGGGGAGCUUCCUCACUCUGUCCUCUGUCUGCCUUUCAGCUGUGAGAGGAACUGCAGGCCAGUUAAUGCCAGCGAAGACAUUCUGCUCAGGGUCACCAUGGGGGAGGGCUCCCCAGUGGCUAUGUUCAGCUGGUAUUUGGACAACACCCCAACAGAGCAGGCCGACUCCCUCCCGGAUGCCUGCAGACUCAGAGGAUUUUGGCCAAGGUCCUUAACUCUCCUCCAGAGCAACACCUCCAUGUUGCUGCUGAACAGCUCCUUUCUGCAGUCCUGGGGAGAGGUCAUCCGAAUCAGAGCCACAGCACUGACCAGGCAUGCCUAUGGGGAGGACACCUAUGUGAUCAGCACUCUGCCUCCCCCUGAGGUGCCUGCCUGCACUAUUGCCCCAGAGGAGGGCACCGUUCUGACAAGCUUUGCCAUCUUCUGCAACGCCUCCACAGCCCUGGGACCCCUGGAGUUCUGCUUCUGUCUGGAAUCAGGUUCCUGCCUACACUGUGGGCCUGAACCUGUCCUCCCAUCAGUGUAUCUGCCACUUGGAAAGGAGAACAAUGACUUUGUGCUGACGGUAGUUAUUUCUGCCACCAAUCGUGCAGGGGACACACAGCAGACCCAGGCCGUGGCUAAGGUGGCACUCAGAGACACAUGUGUUGAGGAUGUAGCAUUCCAGGCUGCCGUGUCAGAGAAAAUCCCCACAGCUCUGCAAGGCGAGGGUGGCCCCGAGCAGCUCCUCCAGCUGGCCAAGGCCGUGUCCUCCGUGCUGAACCAAGAGCACGAAAGCCAGGGCUCAGGACAGUCGCUGAGCAUGGAUGUCAGGCAGAAGGUCAGAGAGCAAGUGCUGAGAUCACUGACUGCAAUCACCACCGGCUUGGAGGACGUGCAGAGGGUGCAGGAGCUGGCCGAGGUGCUGAGAGAGGUGACCUGCCGGAGUAAGGAACUCACACCCUCGGCCCAGGGGUCCUGCAUGGGUGAUUCAUGGGAAGGUGCCCCUCCUGCAGCCCGUGUAUCUCAUGCUGGGUGAGAGGGCCUGUUUGCCCAGACUCUCACUCCUGCAUCUGCUGGUGAGCAAGUUGAGGGAGUAACUGAAUCUCAUUAAUAUUUGGGUGGCCAAAUGUGAGUCCAGACACUGCUACUGACUGCCCAUGUUCUCAACUUCAGUGCAUGCCAGCCUGACAUCCGGCUGCCAGCUCCUGCCCUUCCUUAUCCUUCUGGGGGUCUUCUCUGACCCUCAGAGCCUGCUCUACCUGCCCAUAUGACUGUGAAUUCAUGCAGUGUUCAGUGACUAAUGGAGCUGGUGUAUAAACACCCCAGCUACCUUACCCCUCUUGCUGGAUAAUCCCAAGCAGGAGUGAAUCCCAGGUAAUGGGCUUGAUCACACUCCUGUACUGGCUUCCACCCUUCCCUGUCUCACACCCCCUACUCCCCACAAGUGUUUCUUGGGAUCAUGUCCAAAUAAAUGACUUGCUCUCAAA